AUCUCUGCGAUGUAGCAAUCCUGUCGGUUUAUGACUCCUCUUCCCGUUUUAGGCAAUAAUACUGAACCAGCCUGAACUGUAAAAGCAGGUGAUUGGGUAUAAUGUAAUGUAGGUGGCGCUCUGAGAUAGUUUCGGCCGCUCUGAUUGGUCUGGAUUGUGCAAUGGGCAAGAUCGGUGACGCGGCCUCUCUUCUGGCACGAAAGACGCCAUUUUGUUGUAACAGUGAAGAGGAACGCGAGAUCAAAACCGAGAAGCCGCUUGCAGAGCCAAAACUAAAACAGCCAGUCGCUUAAAAAGGAUAAUAGGGGCCACUGUUGGGAGGCGAACCAACUUCAGGCGAUUUUCCUCCUUGACCUGUGGCAGAGUUAAGGUUGUUUAAAAUAAUCAAACCACAAUGGGGAAUAUAUUUGGGAGCUUGUUUAAAGGCCUUUUUGGGAAGAAGGAGAUGAGAAUUCUGAUGGUAGGGUUGGAUGCAGCCGGAAAAACAACAAUCCUUUACAAACUGAAAUUGGGAGAGAUUGUAACUACCAUCCCCACAAUAGGCUUUAAUGUAGAGACAGUAGAAUACAAGAACAUCAGCUUUACAGUGUGGGAUGUAGGCGGUCAAGAUAAAAUCCGACCUCUCUGGCGCCAUUACUUCCAGAACACACAAGGCUUAAUUUUCGUGGUUGACAGUAACGACAGGGAGCGAGUAAACGAGGCGAGAGAGGAGUUGACGAGAAUGCUUGCAGAGGAUGAGCUGCGGGACGCUGUCUUGCUUGUUUUUGCAAACAAACAGGACUUGCCCAACGCCAUGAACGCUGCUGAGAUCACAGACAAGCUGGGGCUACACUCGCUGCGCCACCGGAACUGGUACAUCCAGGCCACCUGUGCCACCAGCGGGGAUGGUCUCUAUGAGGGGCUGGACUGGCUCUCCAACCAACUCAAAAAACAGAAAUGAUCCAUUCCAUUGGUCGUGUGAGGAGGCGGUGGCGGCACUAGUCCUGGCCCCUCCACCCACCUGGGGUUCUGGCUGGUGUGUGUGUGUGUGUGAGUGUGUCUGCAUGUCUGUGAGCUCGGAGUGGGAGCAGCCCUCGUGCACUGUGCCUUACACCUCCUGUGGAAACAGUAUUUUGGUUUCUAAAGAACACUACCUGCCUUUUUGUCUCUAGCCAUGGGAAUUUUAUACUUAGGCACUGAAAUUUACAGGGUAUACUGGCAGUCAGUUAAGAAUAGUGCAGGGCUUCUAGAUUUUAUUACAACAAACUGGGUGUCCUCUUUGUGGGAUGAGUAGGACUGAACAGGGCUGUAGGGAUUUGUGUCUAGCAGUUCACAAUUACCGGUUAAUAGAACAUUGCUAGUAGUUUUUAUUGUAAUGUAGGACUAGAAAAAGAAAACUUUGUCUGUCAUUCCAGUACUUCCAGGAUUUCAGUAGGGCUGCCUGCUGGACAUCUGGUCAUUUUCGUCUUUUAAAAGCCUUUUGAACUUAUAGUCAUCUGACCUAUUGGACACUCUUGGUUGCAGUUGUUUCACUAGAUAUAAAGAUUUUGGUACUUCGCCAUCUGUGGUCUGUUUUAUUGUAUUAAACACUAGAAUGCAGCAUUGAACUGUGCUUGAUGAUUCUCGAUCAUGCAUGUUCUGAUUUAUUUAGGCAUAAAAACCUAGAAAUGGUGUUUGGGUAAGUGGGUUAUUUUGCAUUUUCAUAGUAUUUUCAGAAACUACUACCUUGAGAGUUAAUUUAUGUAAACUGCUGAAUACAUACAGGGUUGUCAAUUAUAUGGGGAUGGGGACAGCAGAGAGGGGAUUGUAGUUUGAAAAUAUAGAAAAGCAGUAUCUGAGUUUUGUGAUCUAAUAGAAUGUGUUAAGAGCAGUUAUUAAGUUUAGGGGCUUUUAAGGUAAAGCUCGCUUAUUUCCUGUUUCCGCACUGCCUGCCUAUUGGCCAGAGAUCCUAAAAAAUAGUAUUGGUGCACAAAGGCCUGGAGUGGUAAGGCCUUUACAGAGAGCUGCUCCCACUCAUGUUUUUGUACAGAAUACCUGACUCAGAUGGGCUUGCUGCUGGGAAAACGGUGUACAGUUGUAUCUUGCUGCGAAUCUAACCCAUUUGUCUUGAUUUGGGGUGGGUUGAGAGGGGUGGGUAGGUUGGGCAGUUUCUGGAAUGGGGUGGGGGUUGUGAAUCUAUGACCUUAAUUCAAUGUGUGUGUGUCUCUUGGAAGUGCACUGAAAUUCUGGUGUUGAGCUGCUAUAGCAGUAGAAGAGACAAAGGAUGGCUUGCAAAAAGUAUUGUAUUGUAUUAAAUGAAAUUGCAUGCAGCAAAGAAUCUUGUGCUUCAAAGAAGACAUCCGGAUAUGCUGCAUCAGGAAACAGCCCUCUUAACCUGUACGUCAACACAAUCACUAAUGGUAUCGGCACAAAGAUCCCAUUUCCAUGUUGCCGUUUUGUAAUGUUCACAAAGGGGUUCUAUUGCAAAAGUGUGCUGCAGGAACAGACAUGCAUAGGUACAAAUAUGGGCAAAGAAUUAAGUUGGUGCUGCAAUGAGAGCACAACUAAACACCCAAAAAAAUAAGUGCCGCCCAGGGGCUGAUGGAUAUGUGGACAAAGGGGAUUAAUACUAGACAUGUUUACUUGCAAGAAUUUUUGGACAUGGCCUGUUUAAAUAAGGAGAAAGGAUGUUACCUGUUCAUUAUCUGGGACUCCUGUAUUGUCUGCCUCCACCCUUACCAGUGAAGCGCCAAGAAGCGGUCCUGUCUAGGUCAGAGGUUCUCAAACAUGGUCCAGGGGACCCCCUGUGUCUUCUGGUUUUCAUUCCAACUGAGCUCUCAGUUACUUAACUAAACCCUUCAUUGAACUAAUCGUUUGCUUAAUUAGACCUUAAUUGUGUUUUGCGUUAACAGUUUCAGAGUUCAAGUUAAUUAGAAUAAAAUGUUACAGCUAACUUGAAAUCUGCAAUUGUUUAAGAGCUGAAAACAAGUAAAAAGGUCUAAUUAUGCAAA
This is a messenger RNA of Polyodon spathula (Mississippi paddlefish), 2969 nucleotides long. It is a transcript of the gene arf2a, whose product is annotated as ADP-ribosylation factor 2a. Bases 395 to 940 code for a protein of 181 amino acids. Gene Ontology annotation, biological process: intracellular protein transport; vesicle-mediated transport. Lineage: Eukaryota; Metazoa; Chordata; Actinopteri; Acipenseriformes; Polyodontidae. Gene Ontology annotation, cellular component: plasma membrane; cytoplasm. The transcript has 6 exons. Gene Ontology annotation, molecular function: GTP binding; GTPase activity. The record is from RefSeq and is a predicted model, not a curated record.